This is a messenger RNA of Diaporthe batatas, 1068 nucleotides long. RefSeq names its product ribonuclease H2 catalytic subunit RNH201. Gene Ontology annotation, biological process: mismatch repair; DNA replication, removal of RNA primer. Gene Ontology annotation, molecular function: RNA-DNA hybrid ribonuclease activity; RNA binding. The record is from RefSeq and is a predicted model, not a curated record. Lineage: Eukaryota; Fungi; Ascomycota; Sordariomycetes; Diaporthales; Diaporthaceae. The coding region runs from base 1 to 1068 and encodes 355 amino acids. The transcript has a single exon. Gene Ontology annotation, cellular component: ribonuclease H2 complex.
AUGGAGGACACACAAAUGACCGAGGCCGACACGGCCCUCGAAACACCAGCCUCGGACGUCUUCAUCCCGCCCUCGAUCCAUGACGGCCCACUCCUGGCCGGCGACAGCUACUCACACUUCUCGCCCGUUCCUCCCGCCCUCGCCUCCCCGUCCUCAGAGCCCGGCGACGGCGUCCCCUGCUGCCUGGGCGUCGACGAGGCCGGCCGCGGGCCCGUGCUGGGCCCCAUGGUCUACGGCGUCUUCUACCUGCCGCUCGAGCUGUCCGACCCACUGCUCCGCGAGAAGCACCGCUUCGACGACUCCAAGGUGCUGACCCCGGCCGUGCGGUCCGCCCUCAUGGAGAAGCUCUGCACGCCCUCGCCCGAUGCCGACAGCGACGCCUCCGCCGACCAUGACGACGCGCUGCACUCCCGCUGCGGCUGGGCCACCACCGCCCUGUCCGCCCGCGACAUCUCGGCCAACAUGCUGCGGCCCUCGGCCGCCUACAACCUCAACGCCCAGGCCAUGGACGCCACCGUGGCCCUGAUCCAGGGCGUGCUGGCACGCGGCGUCAACGUCAAGGAGAUAUACGUCGACACCAUCGGCCAGCCCGCCGCCUACCAGAAGAAGCUCGAGCGCGUGUUCCCCUCUGUCAGCAUCACCGUCGCCAAGAAGGCCGACUCCCUGUACCCCUGCGUUUCCGCCGCCAGCGUCUGCGCCAAGGUGACGAGGGACGCCGCCCUGGAGGUCCUGUACCGGCGCCACGCCGCCGCUGCGGAUGGCGGGCAGGACGGGGCUGCGGGCAUGGCUUGGGGCUCUGGCUACCCCUCUGAUGGGAAGUGCGUCACCUGGAUGAAGUCCAACAUGCAUCCUGUGUUCGGGUGGGGUCCCGAGUGCAGGUUCAGCUGGGGCACGGCCAAGGACAUGAUCGAGGCCAAGGGGAACGGUGUCAAGGUUGAGUGGCCCGUCGAGGAUGACGGCGAGACGGCCAGGUUAACCGACUUUUUCGUGGCGAGCGACGGCCGGGACAAGGACGCCGAUGAGCUAGGUGCAUGGUUCGGGACACCUGCGGGGCUGGAAGCAUUUUAG